Adineta steineri is the source of this 771-nucleotide messenger RNA. The record is from the annotation of a GenBank genome assembly. NCBI's taxonomy places the organism in Eukaryota, Metazoa, Rotifera, Eurotatoria, Adinetida, Adinetidae.
AUGAUUUUCAUUAUUAUUUGUAUCCUUUUUUUUCAACAACUACAAAACGAUCGAGUUCUUGCUGCUAUUGCUAAUGUCAGCGCUGAUUUAGAACUUAUUCGUGUGAAUCAUAAUAUGCCUGGACUAUCUGCUUUAGCUUUCAAAAAUGGAAGUAUUGUUGCACAAGGAGCAUCAGGUUAUCGACGACUAGGUAAUCCAACACCACUUCUCGUCACUGAUCGUAUUAAUCUUGGUUCAAACUCGAAAUGGAUGACAGCCACAGUAGCUGGUCGUCUAGUUGAUCAAAAUGCUUUUCGAAAUGCUACUUUAGAACAAUUCUUAGCACAUCGUUCCGGUGUACAACAAAGUACUACUUUCUAUAGUCGUUACUAUGAUGCAUUAUUAGCACAAAAAGGUACCUUUUGUCAAAUUCGUUAUUGGGUUACUGAAACUGUUCUAAAAGAUGUUCCAGAAGUUCAACCGGGUGAAUUUCUUUAUGCGAAUCAAGGUUAUGCUGUUGCUGCUGCUAUGAUGGAACAAAUAACUGGUCGAGAUUGGGAAUCUCUAGUGCAAGAACAUGUCUUUACUGCAUUACAAAUGACAAGUGCUACUAUUGGUGUAGUUUAUGAUGACAUUAUUCCACCUAAAACACCAGUUGGUCAUGAUUUAGCUCCUAAUAAAACAAUACCUGUUCCACGUCCGCUUCCCAGUUCUAUCUUCUUGCGCAAUGAUCAAGCUGCAACAGGUCCUGCUGGUUAUAUUGCUUGUACAAUGCAAGAUUGGGUUAAAUUU